CUCUGUGCUUCUCGAUUUUUGUGUAUUUUGAUUUUCUCGUUUUCAUGCUCGUGGCUGGUAAACAGCAGAAGAGAGGACGGGGGAGGAAGAGGCCGGAGUUAUUUUCCCUUCCACACAUCACAGCAGCUGGACAGGCAAUGCGGCGUGAAUGUGUUUUCUGUAGGUGUGUGUUCACUUCACGAGGGGGUAUGCUAUACUACUGUAUGCUAUGCUAAAGUCCGCUUUAUAUAUUGAAAAACAAUCAUGGUGGCGUGUUUUUGUUGUUGUUUUUUUUAUUUGUCGUAUGGCGCGUAUACCUGAAAAACGACCCAAUCUCUGUCACAGUCGUCAUGAAAACAUAAGAAGUAAUCAAGGUUCCAGGAAGUAAUGGAGGCUGUGAGGUGUACAUAAGUAUAAUUGCAUAGAAAAUGUGCACCAGGCCUAAACUUAAGCUAGGCCUAAUCCAGUAUAUUUUAUAUACUGAGUUUGUACCAGCAGUGAUUUCCCUCUUUAUUUUUACUGAUGACGUAUCUUCAAUCGUUAGACGUUGACUGGCUAAUUAGCCGUAGUGUGGAAUUAAAUUGAAAAUUAAAUUCUAUAUUAUUAUAGAAUUACCCAGGUUUGUUUUUUCAUUGUAUUAAUAAAAGGUUUGUUAAAAAAAUCAUUUAAAUUUUCAUUUCAUUUAAAUGUGUAUACCUAAAUAACCACACAAACGUAGGUUGUAUGUAUUAUCAAAGUAUAAGUUGCAUGCUGAGAUGGCAGCUUAAUUAAUUAUUGUCAUUAUGUGAUGGAUUUAUAGGCUGCCAGGAGGGUUACAUUCACCGACCCAAUACAUUUCUAUCUGUUAUUCCAUUUCAAUUUCUACAGGAUGCUGUUUUUUUUUUUUUUUUGUCUUAUGGCCUGAAUCCAUAUGGGAGUUAAUCGAGCAUUACUGUAUAAUAAAACAAAUGCACAUAUGCAGUUGCUUCCAAAAGCAAACGUGACACUGAAAAUAAGAUAACUUUACCCUAUUCUUAUGUUUAGUCUAUGAUUUAUGUUUAAAAAAUUCACAGUGAACAUUCUGAAUAACUCAUUUGAGUAUACGUGUACUCUUUCAAACACAUAUUUCAACAUUUAACUUGCCCUUCAAUUAAUAUUGAAUCCAAAAACUCAAAAUGCAUAUCCUGAAAUUGUGUUACUUUUACUUUAACCUCCCUUCCCCCAUCAAAACCAUCACAAAACCCUGUGUGUGCUCAUUGGAUCUUAUACUUUGUACUCUUAGCAGUUACAUGAAGUAAACAACAAACAGCUUACAGCUUUACCAUGUGCUUAUAAAAAUAAACAUGUCUAAAAAUAUGUUCAUGCCUUCUUUCAACCCACCAUUAACUUCUAAGAAUAGUUACCACUACCAGGUUUAUUGUUUUUGGUGUAGAAUGUUGCAUGCACAUGUAGUGCCCUGUCAGCCAUGACCUCUGUCACAGUUUGUCCUUGGUACAAGUGUCCUGUAUCAGGCUUGCAUGUGUAUACCUUAAACAGCCACUGCUCUGUGAGCAUAACGUUUUACAGAUAUUCAUACUAUAAUCUCAAUGCAAAUGAGUUUAAAGGUAUACCUAUAUUAACAUGCUGUAAAGGUAUAUUUGCUUAACCGUUAGGCUCUCUUAACAGUGCAACUCCCUGUCCAAAGUAGGCAUGUAAAACAGAGGCGAUAUGUGUUUUGUGGGACUGCACUAAAAGACACUUGCACCAAAGUUGGCAAACUUGGCCUCUUCAAGAGGCUUAUAUGGUCAAUUCAUUAAAUAUGCGAUAAAACUCUAAGAAAAACUAAAAGAAAAUAAAUGAGGGGUUUGAGUCAUAGAGGAAGAAGUUGAUCUCUAUCUCUGAUCAACAUUCACUGUCCAUACUGUGUUGGCUUUCCCCACGCAGCCUUUUUUUUUUUACAGUUUAUCCGAAAUGUACCUCUUAGUUUAGACAAAAAAAUUGUAUAAACAUUAAAACAUAAAAGGAAUCCCAGGAAACACACAUUAAAACAACAAAGGAGUCUUUUGCUGUCAGACCAGCUUCUAUAAACCCCAAUCAACAACCCUUGAACUGAUCUUCAUUCAUAGCAUUAAUGUCUUGUGUGUACAAGUUAACAAAAUAUAUUGACAAUGAAGGACUUAUCAGUGUAUUGCAGGAAAGGUGACAACAGAAAUGAACCAGUUCUGUUAUUUGAGUGGGGUUGGAUGGCCAUGGACCCAUUCAGCCAGGUUAUCCUCAUUAUCUCGGUGACUAGUUUCUUCACCUUUCAAUGGCUCUUCCACAAGGUCAGUCCCUGGAUAUCCAGGCACAUCAGCCCGGGCUUUGCUGGCCUCAGUGACAAGCAGAAGGUGGAAUGGAACUCAAGGACCGUGUCCACCUUUCAUGCACUGCUGGUGGGACUUUUCUGUCUUUACAUCUUGUGUUUCGAUGAUGCUGUCAAUGAAGACCCAGUCUGGGGAGAUCCUACACUUGUCAAGACUAAUGUUGCCAUCACAACAGGCUACCUCAUAUCUGAUCUGCUGCUAAUAUUUUACUAUUGGAAGGCAAUAGGCGACAAGUUUUUUGUAGUUCACCAUCUGGCAGCGUUGUAUGCUUACUACUAUGUACUGGGCCAAGGAAUGUUGCCUUAUUUUGCUAACUUCCGUCUGCUCGCUGAGUUUUCUACACCUUGCGUGAACCAGCGCUGGUUCUUUGAGGUACUGGGUUACCCCAAGACCUCCGGGCCCAACAUGGCAAACGGUGUUGCCAUGGCUUUAGUCUUUUUCAUGGUCCGCAUCGCUGUCAUGCCGGUCUACUACAGUCGCAUGUGCGCAGUCUAUGGCACGGAGGCCUUUUACCUCGUGCCGUGGGGCGGCCGCGUAGCUUGGAUCUGCUCCAGCAUCUGCCUGGACAUCAUGAACAUUAUGUGGAUGCAUAAGAUCACCCGGGGCUGCUAUAAGGUUUUGCGUUCAGCUCACCGGAGUAAAAAAGUCAGCGCUCCUCAGGAGAACGGAAAGACAGACUAAAAGAUAGCAGGCUGCCGGUAAGAAGCAGUGAACGCCACAACAGAGCAGGGACGACGUCACUCUUAGCGCAAUGAUAAGCAGUUUGGACUUUCAGAAUUCAAGCUGCUACAGUAGUGGCACAUUAGAGACUCGAGACAUUAUUGACCUGAAUGUGAAAAAAGGGAAACGGUAAUAAAGCGUGGGUUCAGUGACUUAAGAUCCACCCAUUCAAGUGGUCGUCCCUAAGCCAUGACACGACGUCUUAGCAAUACUCUGUGUGCAUGGCCUCUUACAAAUACCAUACAACUUCACAAAAGAGCUUGUCCCGGGAUAAUGGACCGUUAGCCCAACCACAAGUUGUCAAGAAGUUUACCGUUAUUUACAUAUUUAUUGCCCAACAACCUUUUUUUUAUUUGCGUUGCUGACAACAACAGAAGCAAAAGAGUUGAAGGAACCACGAACAACACCUUUCACAAUAUUGGUCAGUGCCAUACAAUUAUUCUGCCGUCCCUAAGGAGGAGAAGAUUUAAGAAUAUGUAUUUUUCUUCUUAUCAUCUGUCAAAGAGACUUGACCAAGAACGAAUGAAUUCGUCACCUUUUCACACCAUUUACUUGAGAAUAGAUUUAAAUUUAGCCUUUGGUGGGAGUCUACGUUGAAUGCUUAGCUUAUGUGACGUGGAUUGAGGGGUAUUUGUACUGUGUACAGUAUAUAAGAUGUGUACAUGCGGGAUAGAGGAUAAUAGAGGCACAAAUGAGAGACAAUUUCAGAGAUGGUCACCAUCUGGUUUUAGUAGUGUUGCUUUGUACCACACAGGGCUUCUUACCAGUUUUCCUGUAACGUCUAUGGUCACACUUGAGAUAUUUUAGACUUUUUUUUAUGUCAGUUCGAUAUUAUCGAGAAGGGAAUUGUUUGCAGGCAAUGUUUGUGGAGUUUGAAAUUCAAAAUGCAAUUUGGUGAACGGCUUCAAAAUAUUUGUUUUAAGACAUUUAAAAAUGCUGAAAGGGGAAACUGAAUGUCAACACUGUGUUUUCACGCUGACCUUGUAGGGAUAUCGUUUGUAAAACAGGCAAACGGUAAAAGUAAACAUUUGUAAAUACACAUGUUUUUAUGUGUAUUUUCAAAUGUUAUUGCUUUACAUGUUAUGUAAAAAUGUUUUGCAAAGCUACAUUUGUAUUUUAUGUUGUACAUUGUACGUUGUUGUUAAAUCUGAGCUGGUGAAUGUUGCUGACAUUUGAUUAUGUACACUUAAUUUUUCAUAUUCAUAUUUUUAAUAUAUAUUCUGAACCCUUAAUUUGUUUUCUCCCUCGCUCCCCAUCACCAUACAGGAUGAUGGGGUUUUUUUAACUACUUAGUUUCUUCAAAUUUGAAUUUGCUGGAAAAUUAAAAACGGAUUAAUUUGUCAUUCAAAAUAACCAUUAACAAUUAAAGAACUAAUGCCUUACAUCGGUAGUUCCCAAACCUUUUCAGCAGCACCGACCUUUUGGUAAAUAGCACUGUUGAGCCCGUCGACACGUUCAGUGUAAUUCCUAAUUAAGGAUAUUCUCACAGUAAAAGGAAAUGAAGUAAUUAGUCUGUUCAUUUUCCCCAUUGUGGGACAACAAAAACAAUUCAAAUGAAAUGAAAUUAACCUGCUGCACUCCCCCUGCAAUAACAAUGUGUCCCCCAAAGUAGACCCGCCCCCCACAUUGGGAACCACUGCCUGGUUCGACUUCAUCACCAGAAUUCACAGAGAAUGUACAAAGACCUACUUGAAUUUUUUUUUGCACAGGUUUGUGAAGCAGACACAGGGAUCGCUCAUUUGCCUUGCAAUGUUUAUUUUCUUAAUUUUGUCGCCUUGUUAAUGGGACUCUGACGGCACCGCAAACUUUUUUUACUCCUCACAGCACUGUGAUUUACCUGCGUGUGUGUUUCAUUUUAUUUUUGUUUGUUUUGUUUGUCUGAUUUGGUUAUUGAUUGCUUUUGUACCAGAUAGUUUUCAAAUUGCCUGUUUUGAGGAUUUUGAUUAUUGUUUGCAAAUUUGAACUUUUAAAAUGUACAUGUGCCAGUGCUUGAGCCAAUAUUGCCACUGAUUUCUUUAAUUGUGUUUAUACGUCAAUGCCAACUUCUAAAAGUGACUGUUUUGGUUCAUAUAGGUUGUGUUCACGAUGCAUGCAGAGAAAAAAAUGUUGGCUAUGGUUUAAUUUACCGUAUUCACACUCGUGUGUUUAUUAGGAAGGUGUUCAUCACAAAUUAUUAUCACUGCCUCCUAGAAAAAAGCCAGGCAGCAAACUAUACAGUUCACAGUGCAUGGUCAAUAUGGUCUCCAUGCAUUCUCUAUAACUGCAUGUUCUAUUGCAUGGGGAUUGCACUUAACAAACUAGCAUAUACAAAUGUUACUUUCUUUAGUACAUACUUAUAAUGUUUAUUUGAGCAUUAUUCUUGUGGAAAGGAAACCACAGGAGAUGAUGAUGAUGAUUAUGAUGACGAUGAAUUAAUGAUGUUAGGAGAACAUUUGAAAUGCAGAUGUUGAGUGAACUACCAAGCACUGAGGAAAACUUGAACUCUACACAAACUCUACACAGUUUAUGACAACCUGGGCAGUGCAAAUAAAACAGAGUACAAUACGUUGAUA
Molecule: messenger RNA, 5572 nt
Organism: Cynoglossus semilaevis (tongue sole)
Lineage: Eukaryota; Metazoa; Chordata; Actinopteri; Pleuronectiformes; Cynoglossidae
Gene: tlcd4a
Product: TLC domain containing 4a
Exons: 7
Coding region: 2106-2981 (291 amino acids)
Biological process (GO): lipid homeostasis
Cellular component (GO): endoplasmic reticulum; membrane
Source: RefSeq, a predicted model, not a curated record